UGUUCAUGAAGUACGUAUGAAGGGGCGAGGAAAGAUGGCCGUCGGUUAAAUCUCUCUCAGAUCGCUACUGGAUAUUACGCCAUACGCGAAGCGAAGAUUUUUUCAAACUCGACGAAGUUUUGCCUGAUAAGUGUUAACGUUUGAUUCUAGGCGAAAAGAAAGAAAUACAGUGAUAAAACUAUUAGCUGAGGCUUGAAGCCGAAAACACUUUAACAAAGGGGCCAUGGCGGCUUGACUCACAGUCCUGAAUUCUAGACAACAUGAGUACGGCAAAGAGAAAGAAGCGUAGCUCCAGCUUAAAAGGUUCCCUCAACCCUUCCAAGCGCCAUAGGGACCGAUUCAAUGUGGAACUCGAUAAUCUGGCCAAAUUACUACCAUUUCCAAACGAUGUAAUUCAAAAACUAGACAAAUUAUCUAUUCUCAGACUUUCUGCCAGCUACCUAAGAGCUAAAAACUUCUUCAAAGAGCAACACUGGACUGACACCAAUGAGCAGAGCAGUAGCGAAAAAGCAGUCGCAAAGAAAGACUUCAACCUCGAAGGAAAUGGCAUUUUUUCGAAGCUUCUUCUCGAGGCUUUAGAUGGCUUUGUAAUCGUCUUAACACAGGAUUAUGAAUUGUUUUAUGCGUCUGAGACCAUUCAAGACUAUCUUGGUCUGUCACAGUCAAGUGUGAUUCAUCAAGAUUUUCUACGGUUCAUUCAUGUUGAUGACCACGAUCUGAUAAAACGAAACCUUCAGCCACACUUAGAAGAAGCUGAAGAAAAGAAAAUUAAAAUUCUUGAUGAUGAAAAUGAUGGAGACCCAUCAAGAACUCCAAAACGCGAUGAAGAAACUUCAUCAGAAACUGGUUCUCUUUCCAAAGAAGUCCAUACAGAAAGGACAUUUGUUUGUCGAAUGAAGUGUAUUCUAAAUACCAGUGCAGGAUUUUUCAAGCCAUUCAAAUGCAAUGGUCGGCUAAGAGAAAUGACUCUUGCUGAUAGCGACAAGAGAGAUUAUGGUCUCUUUCUCAUAUGUACCCCUAUGGAAACCAUGACCUCAUCCAUUCUUGAGAUCCGUCUUAAAACCUCGCUUUUCUGCAGCAAGAACAGGAUGGACUUGAGUUUUGUAGAUAUUGACCAAAAGGGUCGUGCUCUUCUUGGCUACCACAAACGAGAUAUUGCUUUACAGUCCAGCUACUGCAUGAUUCAUUUUGAAGAUAUUGCAGUCUUGAAAACUCUCCACGUUGACUUAAUGUCAUCUGGAAAAUGUCAAGGUACAUUCCGUCUUCUAAACAAGAACAUGAAAUGGCAAUGGCUAACAGGAACAGCUCAAGUUGUGUUCAAAGGAAAUGAAGCUGACUUUGUAAUAACAACAAACAGACCACUCAGUGAAGAGGAAGGUGAAGAAGUGCUACGACAGCGAGGCCAGCACACCCCUGCAUUACAAUUCACCACUUCUGACAAUAACCUUAGUCCUAAAGGCAAUAACAGUUGUUCAUAUCUUAUGGACACUGGUAAAAAUGACCAAAGCUUCAAAUAUCCCACUGUGUCGCCAAAGUUCUUUCCUGACAACAAGAAGAUAUCUCAACCUCUGAAUGUCAAUGCCGGGAAUGGCCUGCAUCACCAAGGUUACUUCAACAGAGGUCCACCUUUCUCCGGCACAGAUGGAACCCUAUCACCUCAAGCUAAUUUAUCCUCAUUUUCCGACGAUGGUUUUAGCUCUACUGCUUGUACUUCUGCACCUGAUUCUCCUGAGGAUCUAAAUUUGGGUGUAGAUUUGCAAGAUGAACUCAUGACGGACGGGUCUGAUUUUGCAUUUUUGUCACAAGAUUUUCCUCUUGGAGACACAGAUCCAAUCUUCGACCCUGCCAAAGAUACCGACCUCAUUGAUCAUAUGUCCCAUCUUGCUAUGGAUCCUUCACUCGGAGAUCUGCCAACCUUAGAGGAAACCCUUGCUCUUAUGCAGAACAUAUCAAGCGACAGUGAGUCGGCACCAUCUCUGAGAAGCCCUGAUGGAAGCUACGUCUCUGCGCCCAGCCCUYCUCACGUGAACUGUGACCCUUUCUCACCAACGUCUUCGGUCGGACAACCAUCUCCUUUUCUAUCACCGGUGGGGCCUCAGGCCAGUGGACCUGCAAUGAUGUCGCCUAGUGGUCUUCCUACUCCAGACCCGUCGCCUCUGGGAAAGAGAGAAGGAGAUGCUGCCAGGGUUAAUAUAUCUUGGCAGGGAGUGUCGAAAGGGAGACCACUAAACCAAAUGCAACAACAGCAUCAUCACCCAGUACCUCAACAGCAGCAACACUCUCCUUAUGGCCAGUGCUCGCCUAAUUAUCAACCCAACAUGAAUCCUCCUAAUGGUAACGUGCUUUCUUCCAAGUCUGCUUAUAUGGCUGCCGUCAAGAAACGAGAAAUGGAGAACUACUCCAACUGCGUUGGGAACGCCACAAGCUCGGUGUCACCUGGACACACCGUGCCGUCGUCUUGGAGAAUGCAGCAGUGCAGCCCAACAGGUCAACAAGGAAACAUGCAGAACAACUACCACAACUGGAAUGGCGGCUAUCAACAGGGAUAUCGACCAAUGAAUCCAAUGCACGGAGAGGACAAUCUCAUAGGAAAUGUCCCGACACAUGACCCAACAUGGAACCAAGGCCUCCAAGGUGCUAUGUCUGUUCCGCCAUCAUUUGAGGACACUUUACCGAAUUUAGAUUACCCCGGGUCUAAUGUACUCUCCCCUCCCUAUCAUUGUGAGGGUAUGCCGGGUUAUGGCUUCCAAAACAAGGUCCCUGUCACAUCAGUGUCAAAACACGGAGGGUGGUGAGCUUAGAUGUUGGUAAACGCAUUCCGUGUUGAUGAAGCGGAAGAAAGGUCAAGAAAAACCACGAGAUAUCAAAAACUGUCCUUCCAUCUUUUUUUUGAAAGCAGAAGAAAACAUAGCAAUCAGCUUACGACGGGUUCUGCCCUUAAGCACUAUAGAGAAAAGAACUUUAGGAGGUUUGAAGCAACUACGCGCGCAAACUUCGAGGCACAUUUUGCUCAAUUUCUCUCGCCUCUAUAAAGGAGAAAGCUAGAGAUUUUUAAGCCACCAAGUCAAAGUGAAUGCUUAUCUGAACCUCUGCUAUACGGAUUUGCUUAUCUAAAAGGAAUUUCUCCUUGCAGUCGUUUAGUUUCGGUCAUAAUCUUCCUACUUAAAUUGUCCGUCCCAACCACAACCAUCAUGUCGAGAGCAGCCAAAAUUUGCACACACAGCUUUAUACGCUUCAAACGUUUAUUUGAAGCGUGCGUUUGCACAGCGUCCAGUCAAGUGUAUCUUUGUUAGAAAAUCAACUGAAUACCGAGAGUAUUGGCCAAAACGGUUGCCAGUUUGCAGCACCUGUUGAUGGUUUGGUUUGCCGGAGGUUGAUGAUAGUAGGAUGGAACAAAACCGAUGCUAAUGAUGGCUGCGAGGAAAUUACUAGGACCUGAAGGAGACGAGAUCGAAUCGUCAUUUUGGAGGACCAUUGUGGCCCUCUUUAGGGAUCAUCCAUUUUUCCGCCCCAACCUCAUUUCAAGUUGAAAAGAGAAAAACAAAAUAAAUGUAUUUGUAAAUACAGAUUACUUCUUUUAUGACCUACCAAAUCAAAUGAAUGAAUCUCAAACUGUUGUGAAUAGGCAAAGACGUUUUCAAAUUAUCUUACAGGUGUGAUUGAGUAAAAAUAUUCUAACCAACAAA
This is a messenger RNA of Actinia tenebrosa (Australian red waratah sea anemone), 3686 nucleotides long. RefSeq lists its product as uncharacterized. Gene Ontology annotation, biological process: regulation of transcription by RNA polymerase II. The record is from RefSeq and is a predicted model, not a curated record. Lineage: Eukaryota; Metazoa; Cnidaria; Anthozoa; Actiniaria; Actiniidae. Gene Ontology annotation, molecular function: RNA polymerase II transcription regulatory region sequence-specific DNA binding; DNA-binding transcription factor activity, RNA polymerase II-specific; protein dimerization activity.